Messenger RNA from Alexandromys fortis (reed vole), 5796 nucleotides. RefSeq names its product RAB7B, member RAS oncogene family (gene Rab7b). Bases 144 to 752 code for a protein of 202 amino acids. Gene Ontology annotation, molecular function: GTP binding; GTPase activity. Gene Ontology annotation, cellular component: phagocytic vesicle; lysosome; late endosome. The transcript is spliced from 6 exons. Gene Ontology annotation, biological process: phagosome-lysosome fusion; endosome to lysosome transport. Lineage: Eukaryota; Metazoa; Chordata; Mammalia; Rodentia; Cricetidae. The record is from RefSeq and is a predicted model, not a curated record.
CAAGUAUGUGCAGAGAGAGGAGGAAAACUCAGAGGGAAGUGGCCUCUUACCAAAGCCUUUUACGUGCUCAACACUGGCCAGAUUGAAACUGCCGCUCAGGGGAAGAGAGAUCCAGACCAGAACUCCCGCCUGUGUGAGGCUUGAUGCCGCUCAUGAAUCCUCGAAAGAAAGUGGACUUGAAACUCAUCAUUGUUGGUGCACUUGGUGUGGGAAAGACCUCUCUCCUUCACCAAUAUGUACACAAAACCUUUUUUGAGGAAUACCAGACCACCCUGGGGGCCAGCAUCCUCUCCAAAAUCAUCAUCCAGGAUGACACCACUUUGAAGCUCCAGAUCUGGGACACAGGUGGUCAAGAGCGCUUCCGUUCCAUGGUAUCAACAUUCUACAAAGGUUCCGACGGCUGUGUCUUGGCAUUCGACGUCACUGAUCCAGAGUCCUUUGAAGCCCUGGGUAUCUGGAGGGAUGACGUCCUAGCCAAGAUCAACCCCAUGGAGCAAUCAUAUCCCAUGGUAGUGCUUGGGAACAAAAUCGAUCUGGAAGACAGGAAGGUGCCCCAGGAGGUGGCCCACGGAUGGUGUAAAGCUAAGGACAUGCCUUACUUUGAAGUUAGCGCCAAGAACGACAUCAAUGUGGUCCAAGCCUUUGAGGUUCUGGCCAGCCAGGCUCUGCUGCGGUACCAAGGCGCUGUAGAGAGUCACCUUGUGGACUCCAUCAAGCUCUCACCAGGCCAGCCAAAGAGCAGAUGCUGCUGACUUCUGGGCUCGUCCUCAGCCCCACCGGCAGUUGGGCAGGACGCUGACUGCAACCUCACCUCCACCAGCCCCCUGCAUGCCCCUACCGAGCCCGGAGGCUGCAGCAAGAGAGAAUGCCACAAUCCAGGACUCUUAACGGCUCAAGCUCUUCGGCCUCCUCUCCCCUGGCACAGUCCUUUCUGCUCAUCUCUACAGUCCUUGAGCCCUCGGACCUGUAGCUAGAGGAUUGCGUUACAGCCCUGCUUCCCUCAGUGGCCAAGCUGAGGAGCCAGGACACAAACCGAGCUUCUUCCCGCAGCUUCUUCCAGGGAGAACUGAGGACACAAGACAAAAAUGAUUGUUCCUGCUUCCCAGGUGCUCAAACAACUCCCACAACUGACCAGGCAGGCCUCGGCGCAUCCAUCUGCUGGAUGAGCCGUCCCAAGGUCCCCAACUAGAAGAUCCAUUUAGGUGCUGCGGACUUGCUGCUGCGGACAGACUCAUUUACUCCUUCAGCAAGUAUUGUUGAUGCCUUUGAUGCACAUUGCACUGAGGAUUGGUAGCAAUACAACAGACGGGAGUCCCGAUUUCCCAAAGAAAUCUGGAGAGAUAGAGUCAGCAGACAUGGAGUAGGACAGACAGAGCAAUGAGGUGCUGUUUAGACAAAGGGGUUCAUGAGGGCUUUCCUGUGGAGGUGACAGUUGGACUGACAGCUAUGGCAUGAGCUACAGGAAGAGCCUAUCAGGAGAGGAAGCCAUGAGGCCUUGAGGUGAUGGACAGCAUGCUGUAUUCCGUAUGAAAGGUCUUUGCCUGCGGUGUCAAAGCUGCUGUCCAAGGAAAUCCUGCUCCCAGAGGGCUCCGUGAUGAUUUGGUGACUGACCACCAGGGGGCAGAGGUGUCCUCUGCUCCCAGGCUGUGGCGUUUGUUCUGGGGACACUUGAAAGGCUGGUUUUCUGUCAAGUAGAUGGUUGAAGCUGUUCCCAGGCUCUGGGGAUGUCGAACCUGGGUUUGUUGAGUAAGAAUUCAAAUGUUCUGAGUAAAUCCUUCAGGAUCCUUGAUUCAGGCAACCAAUCAAAAUCAGAGACAAAUCCCAGAGCGAGGUACCUGGAGAGCAUACAGAUUCUGUGCCCCGCACAUUUCAAGGUUAGAACCUGCUUUUCUUCUGGCUUCACACCACAGAUAGGGUGGCCCAGUCUGAAGGAGGCAGUCAGGAUGAACCUUUAUAGGGUUUUCCAAUGUCAGUUUCAUGCCCCAUGCCUACCACGGGCAUUUCCUGUCUCCACGGGAGUCUGCUUCCUGAGUCCCAGGGAGGACUAACGUGUUAAUCUGAAACUAUAGGAAGAAGCACCUGACUCCAAAGAUUCACUGAGAGGAUCAGGGCACUAACCAGGGACUCGAGGGCCCCGUCCACCCACGCCUAGUUCUGGAGUAUAACGCAAACCACCGUGGGCAGCAGGCACAGGAACAAAAUGUGCCCGUAGCACAGCACCGUCUGUGUCCUUCAGAGAUGAAUGCUAUGCACGCAUACACAUGUGCACGCAUACACAUGCAUAUACACAUACACACGCACACAUGCACACACAUGUACACGCACACACACAUACACGCAUACACAUGCACACACUUACAUGCACACACAUGCGCGCACACAUGUGGCUCUCCUGGGAGUCAGACUGGGAAGGGAUGUGUGGUGUGUGUGAGGGUGUGCAUCCACACUAGCUUCACAGAGUGACCAUAUGGACUGUAGCUAAAUGUACAGCUAGCAAGUGUGUCCUUUGAUUCUACCCCUUGGGGAACAACAGUCCUUCCUGGUGGCAGUCUCAGUUACCCGUGGUCAUCUGGGGGCCAAAAAUAUUAAUAGUAAAUUUCAGAAAUAAGUAACUUACAACUUCCAAAUCACAUGUCCUUCGAUUAACGCCUGUGCCCUCCUACCCAGGCCAGCCGUCCCUCUAUUCAGGGUAUCUACAGUGUGUGCUACCUACGCCAGUCACCUCGCCGCUGUCUCAGCUGCCACAGCAGCCUACAGUUAUGUCACAAGGCCUGUGUCACUCAGCCCACUUAUCUCAACACACAGAUACGGUGCAGCCCGUGUUACCACAGAAGGAUAAGGUUGAGAAUGAACAGUAUUUUUCAAAUACAUGUCUGCAUCUUUUUUAUUAUUGUACAGGCUCAUAAUUAUUUAUUUUCUUAUCAAUUAUUGCUCAUCUCUUGCCAUACCUAAUUUAUUCACUAAGCUUGGUCAUAGGCAUGCGUGGAUUGUGACUUUCAGCAUCUGUGGUGGGUCCAGGAGUACGUCCUUGGAUAAGGAGAAACUAUGGCGUUCAUUUUUUAAUUAAAAAAAAAAAAAAGAGCUGGGCAUGGUGGUGCAAGCCUUUAAUUCCGGCACGUGGGAGGCAGAGUCAGGCUAAUUUCUGAGCUCAAGGCCCAUCGUGAGUCCCAGGACAGCUAGAGUUACAGAGAAACAUUGUCUCAGAAAACAACAACAGGCACCAGGGUAAGCGCCCAACAAAUGCUGCACCGUUUCCUGGUCAUUGUAAUGAAAUGAGCUUGUUCAAAAACUAAUAAUCUCAAAACAGCAGCAACAGCACCAGACAUGAAAGGCGAGUCCUCCUGAAGACAGGCCACCCACCCACGAAGUGAUCCUGAGACCGCAAUGAGCUCUCAGCUGGCGUGAAAGAGCUUUGGACACCUUGAUGCUAAAAGGGGAGGCUCGGCUACAGCCUCACAGAGCCCAGGGCACACAUUCUGUGUUCUCUUCAGAGUCAGAGAGUGGGGACCUGUAGGCCUGGAGACUCACAACUAUUCUGUCACAGCUAGGCGAUGUGCCGACCAGUCCUCGGGGCAGAGUAACUGAGCUCACAAACAGAGCCAAAAUAAUAGCUCCUUGUGGGCUGCCACACCCUACCGUGACUCUGAGUUCGAGACCAGCUCUUAGUAUCCAUGCCAGCAAGCACAGGAACUUUGGCCCACCGCAGUGGCACCCACAGGAGGCCCAGGUAGGGGGUUGUGACAGACAUCCCAGGCCCUCUUUAUUACUGUCCCUUCAAGGAAAAGACCUGAGUCUUUUUCCUAUUGAUCCCAUUGCCCCUGCUCACCACAGGUGGCUCAGCCAAGCACCCCUGGGCGGCUGCUGAAGGGUGAGAGCCCAGGCUAGUAUUCCUGUGCCGUAUACUCUGGGGACUUGGGAAGAAACAAAGUCAAAUCUUAUCAAACAAACAAGGCUUGGAUACUAGGCCCCAGACUGCCCAAGAGGACUUGGGGAAAUGCCCGUUUUCCCUGCCGUUUGCUUCCCUAUAACAGAGCUCUUCCGCCUCUGCCUAGCUGGUGGCCUGUCUAUCCCUCAGUCACAGGUAGCUUCUCAAGCUCGGCCUACAGUCAGACACCUGGCCUGGCACCCACGGUGCAGCCAUGUUUAUAGACAAGUCUGGCAGAGGCCAUAACAACCUCCCUGUUCUCUCACUGUGACCAAUGUCAGCUACACCAGAGCCACAGAGGGGACUUCCAUGGCUUUUAUUUACCCUCGUCUCCUGGGUCCAGAGCAGUGCUGAGAGCCAUUGGGACUCUGUAGCUCUGGAAUGCACAGAACUUGUUAUUGUUUGUUAUGCUUCCUCUGCAGUCUCCUUGAAGGCAGGGCCUACUUUUGUUUUUGUUUGGGAAGAAGGGGUACUUUUUGCUAUUUGAGUUGGAGCUUGUGGGUUUUGUCUUUUGUUGUUAUUAUUGAUACAUAGCCCUGAACUUGAUAUUUUCUGCCUCUCAGGCUCCCAGUCCCUAGGGAAGGGCUGUUUCGUUGCAUCAUUUUAAAUCCUCCCCUUAGCACUCAGCUUUAUAGAUAGGUAGACAGGAGAGGAUAAAUGAAUAUUAGUCAGAGAUAACGGACUGCUGCAUAGUUAUUUUUAAUUAAAUAAAUUUGAUGAGGACCAAAAACUUAUUACUUUGUUUUUCAACAUUUCUGGUUUUUUGUUUAAGAAUUUCAUGCACUCAGAUAAUGUGUUUUGAUGAAACCCAACCCCCACCCCUCGCCUUCCACUCCUCCCUUGUGUCUCACCCCUAGCAUUCUCUCCUCAUGUGCUUUCUUUCUCAAAUCCUCUGAGUCCCUCUAGUGCUGCCCCUGUGGAAGGGCAGCCUCCUAGUAGCUACAUCCUGGGAGAAAAUUAGCUCCACUCCCUCCCCCCAGCAGUCACCAACUGCCUACCUAGAGUGAUGGGAUUUCAGGAGCCCUGCCCCGCCCCAUCCUCGCUGGGCUAUUGGCUAGCUUGGUCUUGCGUGUACAAUCACACACAGCUAUUCUUAACCCAUGGUGUGUGGAUACUUGAAAAUUCAGAAUCAUGUAUGUAAUACCUUAUCUAGUCUAUCAUAGAAAAAGCUUUUACAUAACGAGAAUUCUAGAAGAACAGGUGAGAAAUUAAUAAAAGUGGGUUACCUUUCAUAGGCGAGUCCGGGCAAGUAGGAUCGAGUCUUUACAAAGUACAGUCCUUCAUUUGCAUUUCCAACUCUUUGAAUGUGUUACUCAACCAAAAAUCAAAAGGAAAGAAAUAACCAUUGGUGGGAGAGUGGAGGGGAAAAGAACCAGAGAGAGGAGAGGCCAGGAUCCACCGAGACUUAGCCAUGGCCUUGAUGCCAAAGCUGAGGAACUGAAUUCUAAUUAGAAAGAACACAAGGAUUGCCUCGGUCUUACUCCGUUCUCCUGUGUCAGACCAGAAGUCAAUUUCUCUUCUCCCAAGGGUCAGUCAAUAACAGCACGUGUUUCCGACCUCAGAGGCUCAGCUGAGAUAAACUAUCAAAAGUGUGCCGUGCUCUGAACUACCAGGUAAACGACAGGCAGCGAUAUCUCCCAAGGUCAGUCUCAGGACAGCUAGCCGGUCAACACCUUGGAGCCCCCUAACCGAAGCCCAAAGUAGCCCUUCAGAAGAAUUUCCUUCAGUUUUGUUUAAUGUGUGUCUUGUUUUGUUUUGUUUUUCAAGACAGCGCUGGCUGUCUUGGAACUCACUUUGUAGACCAGGCUGGCCUCCAAGUCACAGAGGCCACUCUCUCCGGAGUGCUAGGAUUAAAGGUGUGCACCACUACC